Molecule: messenger RNA, 522 nt
Organism: Olea europaea var. sylvestris
Lineage: Eukaryota; Viridiplantae; Streptophyta; Magnoliopsida; Lamiales; Oleaceae
Exons: 2
Coding region: 1-522 (173 amino acids)
Source: RefSeq, a predicted model, not a curated record
AUGGGGGACGGGAAGGUAUGUAGAUUCUCGAUCCUUGAAUUUGCCCUGAUUACGGGCUUGAGAUGUAUCGGGGAAGAAGAAGCUAGAGCCCGUAUUAUACGAAAUAAAAGGUUAUUGGAUUUAUAUUUUGGAGGUAAAGGGCCAAUUACACCACCACAGUUAGAGGACGCAUUUAGGAAAUGCAAUCACAUGUUAGACAAGUUGAAGUUAGGGUUGGUGUAUAUACUGGAGAGUAUAUUGAGGUGUCGACAUCGUGGGACGUCGAUUGAUCUUUUUUCAUUGGAUGUUGUUGAUGAUAUCGAUGCUUUCAACAGUUUUCCAUGGAGUCAGAGAUGUUACCCCGAUACUCUCCAUGUAUUCAGAAGGGUACACACUAUGUCGAAAUCGGAGAGGGGCGAUCGCAAAUAUGAUGUAUAUGGCUUUUGCAUAGCUUUGCAGUUGUGGGCAUAUGAGGCUAUCCCUGCUUUGGGUAGCAAAUGGGCGAUCAGAAGGGAGACCAGCUGCCCACGAAUGCUUCAUUAG